This is a messenger RNA of Rhincodon typus (whale shark), 530 nucleotides long. RefSeq names its product usherin. The coding region runs from base 13 to 417 and encodes 134 amino acids. The record is from RefSeq and is a predicted model, not a curated record. The transcript is spliced from 4 exons. NCBI's taxonomy places the organism in Eukaryota, Metazoa, Chordata, Chondrichthyes, Orectolobiformes, Rhincodontidae.
GAAGAAAGGAACAUGGCUUUUCUAUUUCAAGUUAUAUGUACAACAGAUAUGGGAAGUGCACGUACUCCCACCAUCAAAUAUAACACAACACGUGUGGAUUCUACAAUACCCACUGUUGAGGAGAAAGCAGGAGGAUUACAAUCAAAUACUCCGUUCUACAAUGAAUUGUGGUUCAUCACAAUAAUGGCAGUCAUUGGAUUGCUGUUUCUGGCUAUAUUCUUGGCUAUCCUACUACAAAGGGCAAUAACUAAACAACCAUUCAAACGAGAAAGGCCUCCUUUAAUUCCACUGCAGAAGAGGACUAAUCUGCCCAAUGAAUCCUUCAUGUUCCCAGAUGAUGAAGAACUAUUUGAGUCAAUUAAAGGUUUUAGUUCAGUUACAAAAGAGCACACAAUAUUCACAGACACUCAGUUGUAAGAAGAAUUUUCAUAAAGCCAACAGUGCUAGAAAAACUCAGCAGGUCUGGCAGCAGCUGUGGUGGAAGAAACAGAGUUAAUAUGGAACUUCUUUGGAACUGAAAAGAGUUGAAA